This is a messenger RNA of Macroventuria anomochaeta, 1123 nucleotides long. RefSeq lists its product as uncharacterized. The record is from RefSeq and is a predicted model, not a curated record. Bases 1 to 804 code for a protein of 267 amino acids. The transcript has a single exon. Lineage: Eukaryota; Fungi; Ascomycota; Dothideomycetes; Pleosporales; Didymellaceae.
AUGAUGGCAUUGGAACGGCAGAGCAAGAAACGUUCGACAGAAGCACUAGAGCUGCCGCAGAAGACACGGUAUAUUUUAUCGAUAGCUGCGUGCCGUCCUACACAGGCCACUGCUGAAGAUUACUUUUCUGACGAUAGCUUCGAAGUUCGUUCCGUGUCACCCAUGUCACCAAUGGCCAAUGUCGGGACCAAACGCUCAGAUUCUGACAAUAAGGCUUUGGUGGGCUCACACGCAGAUUACGGCAGUAUUCGGGGUUUGCAACCGGCAAAUAGCAUGGACAAUAGAGGCUCUUCUGUAGCCGCACUUGUUCCACGCCCAACGUACUGGGAGAGGUACCAACUUGGUCUUCGAGAAGACAAAUUUGGUACUCCGGAAGGGGUCGCUACGGAUAAAGAAACGUUUGGAAAGCUGAUAAGGGCACCGAGCGAGCCGACUCAGUCAAGUUCAUAUGAAGACCGAUGUCACCGAAGGCGUCGCAAGUGUGAGAAUAGCGAGCGAUCAGAGAGUCGUACUGAGCUGGAGUCUGCCGCACAUCGGAAGCAACAACGCUCAGACAAAGAGAAGUACAAACUGAAGUCAAGGGUCACAUCAAGUCGUUCGGGCUGUAAUAAUGUGGCAGAUUGGCCUGAAAGGAUAUCAGUUUCUCCCGCUGUAACAUCGAUCGGAUCCGAACCCGCAAACACAAAUUCGGCCAGCAAGAGAAGACGAACUGAAGUUGCGAUCAGCGAUGGGAGUGUGCGCAAGGAGCAAAGAGACAUCGUGGAUGUAUUGCUUGAGCAGUGGACCAUGCCGAUGAGCAAAUAGUUGUCCUCCUUGACCUUUGGUAGUCGUUGCUGCUCCGAAUAUCAUGUCACCAGGCUGAGUCUGCGUCUCACAUUGCUUGAGGCUUUGGCUGCCGCUAAUUGACGUGCUUGAUAUGCUGGCUGUACGAGCUGCCUCAAAAAUGUUACCCAGACGUACGAUAGAAAACGGACUCAUAUAUUGCGAUAGCAGCUACAUCUGUUAUUUGAGGCCUGUAAAGUGCAGACUGUGUGCUUGCUAUGAACGCGCCUCAAUUGUGCGCUAGACCGCACUAGCGUCAUUUGCCAGCGGACCUCAGGGACAGAAUAGCACCCUCAUGCAU